AUGUCGCAACAAGGAAUUUCCAAAGUGGUCGGCCAAGCGCUGCGGGAGACUGGCACCAGAUUGCGACAAUUGGGUGCCGAUGAGAUCUUCACACGGCAUCGUCCUCGGAUGUUUUUCAAUGGCAAGAUGCCUUGGAAAACGAAUGAUACUUUUAUCGCUCCCAACGCGUCAGUGAUUGGCGAUGUUACCAAUUGGGAUCGAUCCAGUGUUUGGUACGACGCUGUGGUGCGAGCAGAUUCCACCUAUCCCAUUGAAAUUGGCUACUGCAGCAGUAUCGGUGAAGGAUCGGUCGUCUCCACCUUGCCUGCCGGUCAAACACUCAAGACGGGCUUUGCUCCAGAAACCUUUAUUGGCCACUACGUGACGGUUGGCGCUGGAUGUGUCCUCAAAUCGUGCCGUAUUGACGAUCUAGUAGAGAUCGGAGACAAAUGCACCAUUAUGGAAGGUGCAAUUGUGGAAAACAAUACCAAAUUGGAACCUGGCACUGUGGUUCCUGCCUAUGGACGCAUCCCCAAGGGACAACUCUGGGGAGGCAAUCCUGCCAAGUACGUGCGAGAAUUGACCGAGUCCGAAACCGAUAUCAACCGGUACAAGAACAAUUGCAAGGCGAUCCAUGCCGUGGCUUACGAUCACAUGGUGGAAUUCUUGCCCGUUGGCAGCACCUACAUGCAAUUGGAGGAACUGGAAGAGGAAGCUGCAGCUGCCGAGGCCAAGAAAGCAGCCUAA
Molecule: messenger RNA, 726 nt
Organism: Seminavis robusta
Lineage: Eukaryota; Bacillariophyta; Bacillariophyceae; Naviculales; Naviculaceae
Source: the annotation of a GenBank genome assembly